This is a messenger RNA of Triplophysa dalaica, 2118 nucleotides long. It is a transcript of the gene brd7, whose product is annotated as bromodomain containing 7. The record is from RefSeq and is a predicted model, not a curated record. NCBI's taxonomy places the organism in Eukaryota, Metazoa, Chordata, Actinopteri, Cypriniformes, Nemacheilidae. Gene Ontology annotation, cellular component: nucleus. The transcript is spliced from 17 exons. Gene Ontology annotation, biological process: regulation of transcription by RNA polymerase II. The coding region runs from base 79 to 1965 and encodes 628 amino acids.
CUUUACUCUUACCGACACAAAACAAAGAGCAGACUGGUCAAGCACUGACCUGACAAAACAGUAGCUUUAAUAUAAAUAAUGGGCAAAAAGCACAAGAAACACAAAUCAGAAAAGCACACACACGACGAGUUCACUGAGCGACCUCUGAAGCUGGUGUUAAAAGUGGCUGGGAAUGAGGUCACCACAGGCAGCCCUAAACUCGAGAGCACGUAUGACGACCCGAUAGAUUACGACAAACAUAAAGACAAGAAAAAGAAGAAAAAAAAGAAGGAAGAGAAAGCUAGAAACAGUCCACCGAUGUCACCAGUUGACGAGAAGAAAAAGAAAAAGAUGGUCAAAAAACGGAAGGGGCCGGACUCUAUGGAUCCAGACUUUGAUGAGCAAAGCAGAACUCCAGCUCGCUCUGAUGUUUCCCAGCCCCUCACCCCUUCACUUGCCAAAAUUGAAGAAAAAGAGCAGACUCCUCUACAGGAAGCUUUGAGUCAGCUCAUUCGACAGCUCCAAAGGAAGGACCCCAGUGCAUUUUUUUCCUUUCCUGUGACUGACCUGAUCGCCCCGGCAUACUCCCUCAUCAUAAAGAGACCCAUGGACUUCUGCACAAUUAAGGAGAAAGUAAAGAAAGAGCUAUACCAGUCACUUGAAGAGCUUAAGCUGGAUUUCAAAACAAUGUGUGAGAAUGCUAUGAUAUAUAACAAACCAGAUACCAUUUACUACAAAGCAGCCAAGAAACUCCUUCACUCUGGGAUGAAGAUCCUGAGCACAGAGAGACUCGACAGUUUAAAGCAAAGCAUAGAGUUCAUGGCUAACCUGCAGACAUCCAGUCAGUCUACAGAGGAUGGAGAGGACGAGGGCGGAGCUUCUGACCCUGCCAACAAGAACUCAUCUGUCAUGGACACAAGUGAUAACUCGCAGUCACCCCGUGUUGCCAACAAAGACACUCGGAGCCGGGGCCGUAAGGAGGAAGCUCAGAAAGCAAAAAAAGACCUGGAGGAGAUCAAGAAGCUCAUGGAGGAGUCUGGAGGAAAAUUGUCUAACAGAAGCCUGCAGUGUGAGCAGCUGGAUUUUGAGAGAAGGAAAUCUGAUGGUUCAACCACUCUGGGCAUCCUGAACCCUGCUGACCUGAGCGCUGGAGAUCCAGGUUACUGCCCAGUCAAACUGGGCAUGAUGGGAGGAAGACUUCAAACUGGUAUCAACACUCUUCAGGGCUUCAAAGAGGACAAGAGGAAUAUGGUCACUCCAGUUACAUAUAUGAAUUAUGGCCCAUUUAGCUCACAUGCACCUACUUAUGACUCCAGUUUUAGCAAUAUCAGCAAAGAGGACUCGGAUCUUAUUUACUCUUUCUAUGGAGAGGACAGCAGUGAGCCAGGCUAUGAAAGCAUUGCAGAUUACCUAGUCAAAUCCGAGGAGCACAUGAGCAGGUUAGCAGAUAAUAUGCUGGAUGCUUUAACCGGUGGAGAACACUCCAGACAACUGAAGGAGACAGAAUCUGAUAAUCUGCAAUCGGAGGAGCCUGCUGAGAAAGCAGUCGUAACAGGUGACGAGGUUGUUGGGUUGGAGCCUAACAGUAGAAAUGUGAAUGCUCUCAGUUCUGUGCUCGGUUCAAAUAUCGACCUUCUUCCCGAGAGCUUUGACUCUGAAGAAGCAGAGCAUUUUCAGCAGAAGCUGGAUGAGACAACAGUGUUGCUGAGGGAGUUGCAGAAGGCUCAGAAAGAAAGAUUAAGUGCUAAACAGCCACCAAACAUCAUCUGCCUGCUGGCUCCUACUGCUAAAGAACUAGAGCUUGCGGAGAAAGUUACGGGUAAUCUGACCCAAUUGACCAGUCAGGUGACCCCUAGUGAGGUGUGCAGUGUAUAUGGGAUCAGGAAGGCCAUGGGUAUUUCAUUGCCAAACAGCACUGUAGAGGACUCCUUUAUAAACCUGAACACAGUGGGAGAUAUAGCUGAAACCAUGGAGGGAGUGUGUUGAGAUCCUUCAUAAAGGCAGUCUUCAAUCUGUUCUGCUUAUUCUUAAUCCUCCCUGGGAUGGUGCUGUUUCUGUUUGAUGUGUGUUUUGCAUUUCAUUUUAUAAACAUCAGUUUUUUUUAUCGAGUAUGAUAAUUCUUAAUAAAUGAUAAAAGAA